Messenger RNA from Gymnogyps californianus (California condor), 3347 nucleotides. RefSeq names its product HHIP like 1 (gene HHIPL1). Lineage: Eukaryota; Metazoa; Chordata; Aves; Accipitriformes; Cathartidae. Gene Ontology annotation, cellular component: membrane. The record is from RefSeq and is a predicted model, not a curated record.
AUGCGGGGGCUGCGCGGGGCGGCGGGGGCCGGCGGAGCGCGGGCGGCGCUGGCGCUGCUGCUGGCGGCGGCGCUGGCCCCGGGGCCGGCGCGGCCGCACCCGCAGUGCCUGGACUUCAAGCCGCCGUUCCGGCCGCCGCGGGGCCUCGCCUUCUGCCGCCGCUACGCCGACUUCGGCUGCUGCGAUCCGCGCCGCGACCGCGCCCUGCUCCAGCGCUUCUACCGCCUCAGCGCCCGCCUCGACGGGCCCACCUACGCCGCCUGCGCCGGGCACCUGCAGGACCUGCUCUGCCAGGAAUGCUCUCCAUAUGCAGCUCACUUGUACGACGCUGAGGAUCCUUCCACUCCCGUGCGGACGAUACCAGGACUUUGCCAAGACUAUUGCCUACAAGUGUGGCAAAAAUGCCGCUCCAUUUUUCACUAUCUCUCUGCAGACCAAGAGUUAAUUGCACUGGAGAACAACAUGGCAAAAUUCUGCCACUACCUGUCCUUGGAGGACACAGACUACUGUUUUCCACACCUGCUGGCUAACCAGAACCUUAACCAAAACCUGGGGUUAGUGACCGCCGACGCGGAGGGCUGUCUCCAGCUCUGCCUCGUGGAGGUCGCCAAUGGGCUGCGCAAUCCCGUUGCGAUGGUGCACGCCAACGAUGGCACCCACAGGUUCUUCAUUGCAGAGCAGGUUGGCCUGGUGUGGACCUACCUCCCCGAUCGAUCCAGGCUCGAAAAGCCAUUUCUGAACAUCAGCGAAGCCGUACUUACCUCACCUUGGGAAGGAGACGAGAGAGGUUUUCUAGGUAUUGUCUUCCAUCCUAAGUUCAAAUUUAAUGGUAAAGUGUAUGUCUACUAUUCAAUUGAAGUUCGUUAUGAAGAGAGAAUCCGAAUCAGUGAGUUCAGAAUUUCUCCUGCUGACAUGAAUGCUUUGGACCAUGGUUCUGAAAGGAUAAUCCUGGAAAUAGAAGAACCUGCUUCCAACCAUAACGGAGGAGAGCUGCUCUUUGGAGAUGAUGGGUAUCUCUAUAUAUUUACUGGAGACGGAGGCAUGGCUGGGGAUCCUUUUGGGACCUUUGGAAACGCCCAGAACAAAUCAACCUUGCUGGGCAAAGUGCUGCGGAUCGAUGUGAACAACAACGACCGUGGGCCUCUGUACCGAAUCCCUCCCGACAACCCUUUUCUUAAUGACCCUAAGGCUCGCCCUGAAAUCUAUGCAUACGGAGUGAGAAAUAUGUGGCGCUGCUCUUUCGAUAGAGGCGAACCUCACACCAAGGAAGGCAAAGGGCGGCUCUUCUGUGGAGAUGUGGGGCAGAAUAAAUACGAAGAAAUCGACAUCGUUGAGAAAGGGAAAAAUUAUGGCUGGAGGGCAAGGGAAGGGUUCAGCUGUUACGAUAAAAAACUUUGCGCCAAUUCGUCAAUGGAUGACGUGCUUCCCAUUUACGCGUAUCCACACAAAAUGGGGAAAUCUGUUACGGGAGGCUAUGUCUAUCGAGGUUGCGAGUCUCCGAACUUGAAUGGCCUGUACAUAUUUGGUGAUUUUAUGAGUGGACGCCUGAUGUCUUUGAAGGAGGAUCAUGCUACCGGAGAGUGGCAGUACAGUGAAAUCUGCAUGGGGACAGGACAAACGUGCAUGUUCCCUGGGCUUAUCAAUAACUAUUACCAAUACAUCAUCUCCUUUGCUGAAGAUGAAGCAGGGGAACUUUACUUCAUGUCUACCGGCAUACCAAGUGCCACGGCUCCCCAUGGAGUGGUGUACAAAGUGGUGGACACCUCUAGGAGAGCACCACCAGGAAAAUGCCGAGUUGAGCCGUCGCCAGUGAAAGUAAAAAGCAAGCGCAUCCAGUUUGUGCCAAAGGAGAAGCUUAUUGUGAAAACACCAACGCCGCGUCCCCGGCUGAAGGCCGUGACCGAUGCCCCCCAGGGCGGCAGGCCAGACCCCGAAACCCCCCGCACGCCGGCUGUGGACUGGGUGGGCCAAGCCCCGCCGCCGCCGGGGAACCGAAGCAGGACGCCCACCACGGCAGCGCCGAGCGGCAGGACCCCCAAGCCCAGGAAGGGAGGAGAGAGGAGGGGGCAGCGCAGGAAGAAGAAACCCCGGCACGGCCCCGCCGCUGCGAACGGCGCCGUGCGGCUGAUGGAGCAGCGGGGCCGCAGCCGGAGCCGGGGCCGGGUGGAAGUUUACAUCGACGGCGAGUGGGGCACGGUGUGCGACGACGGCUGGAGCUCAGCCGCCGCCGCCGUGGUGUGCCGCCAGCUGGGCUUCCCCUACGUGGUGCGGGCCAGCAAGAAGGCAGAAUUUGGGGAAGGGACCUCCCUUCGCAUUCUCCUGGACGACGUCCAGUGCUCCGGGCAGGAGAAGACGCUGCUGGAGUGCGCCCAUGCCGACGUCGGCACGCACAACUGCUCCCACGAGGAGGACGCUGGCGCGGUGUGCAGCCGGGAGGAGGUGGCAGACUGGUGACAGAGGAGCUGGGGAAGGCAGCUGAGGGACUCGGAGCACGUCCCUUUCUUGCCCGACCCUCUAAACCAGCGUCAGUAUUGAGGAGGGUGUGCUCUGCCUUGAGGAUGUUGCGUCUGUUCGAAGUAAUCUUGCCGUUUUCUUUGUGUUCAUCCCCAUGCAUCUGCCUUGGAGGGAAAGAAAAAGUAAAAUGAAGCGGUGACUUGCGUAUGUUGUGGGCAGGGACUGCGUUUGUACGGGGGGGUUUGUAAGAAGAAACCCCAAACAUCAGCCAUUAUAGAUUAGAAAAGAGACGCAUAUUGUUGCUCUUUCCUCUUUUGAAAUACAGCAUUCCCCAGCUGUGCUUCAUAAUGUUUUGCCGAAAAAUAAAUUCCCAAAUGACCGUGUUUCACUCUUAUGGAAGUGUUUGCGUUGUUUGGCUUGCUUUGACACCUGCGGCUCUGAGUGGUGGUUUCUAAGUAUGCAUAAAUCUGUGCCUUAGUUUGCAGAAUACAAAAGCAGAAUUUUUUUUUUUUAACUUUCCAUGCACUAGUUUAAAGGAAAAUUAUUCUUCUGUAAUGCUUUUUAUUGGUAUAAGCCUAUUGGUUAUCAAAGAUAACUGUGUCUAAGCAAAAUAAGAUAAAUUAGAAAAAGGCAUAGCAUACUGUCUGGAAAAUAUUUCUGCAGUUUACACUAGCCUAAGUGAAAAGAAAAUUUGGCCUUUUUUACAUGAACAGGAUUGUUAUCCAGUUUAACCCUGAAGAUACUUUGUACAUGUUUCUCCACUUUCCCAAACAUGAAGUGACAUGUUUUUGCAUUCAGUUUUCACAGGUGUGAAUGACUAGACAAGAGGUAACGUACUGGGGUAAUAAUCCUGUAAUAUUUACCCCUUUUUAAAGGAUAUUAAAAAACCCCAA